AUGUCGGCGCCGCCCAGCCGACAUGGUCCGUCGACACCGCUCCACGAGCGCUCCAGCUCGCAGCAGAGCAACCGCAUCGGCAUCCGCAUCGUGCCCUACUCGCCGCCGCGCAUCGAUGAGGAGCGUGCCUCGAGCCAGGCCUCGUCCCGCGACAAUAAUGACCGCCGUGACAGCACUGCCAGCCAGUUCUAUGCCAGACGUCCAAGCACCAGAGAUGAGGUGAUUAUGGAAGAGGGCGCUGAGGGCAGUGCGCAGAGCCCAGGGUCCGCAUUGCCGUCACCCACAAAACCCGGUUUCUCGUCGGUACGAUCCCGGGAUGAUCGCGUUUCAGGAGUGAAACCCACGGGCGCGCAAAGCGCACAGUCCAGCCAGGCUACCCAGGCGAGCCCCUCCUCCUCAUCAGUGGGUCCGACCAUCCGCCACGUGAAGUCAUCGUCCGAAUCCUUGAUGGGCGUUGUCGGCCAGCGCACACCAUCAGCCUUGUCCCGUUGGUCCCGUUCGUCCAACCCGCCCUCGUCCCCGGGUUCCCCUGGCCCAGCCCAACUCGUGCGGCCCCCGUCCCGUCGCCGUAAUCUGCAGUUGGCCAUCCAUCCGGACGGCACCUUUUCCCUGGUGCGUGAUGGUCAGGACCCCUCUGCCCCAACCCUGAACCUGUCGCCCAGCGGCCGAUCUCCUCGCCUGUCAGGCACUUCCCGCGCCAGCACCCAGGAUUACGCCUGGAGCGAUCGCGCUCGCCGUGCCAGCACUCCCUUUACUACCGAGAGCACGGUCGCUCUGGAGAGCGUCUCCGAUCUACCUCGCUUCUCCGCCUGCUCUGCCGCUUCUUCCUCUACCCAGAUCGUCCCCGAAGAACCCCCGAAGAGCUCAUCUCCUUGGGGUUAUCGUCUGCUCAGCGGCCUGCGUCCGGCCCCGACAACGCCAGAGUUCAAGGGCAGGCAGCCCGUGUACGACGCGCCGCUGUCUUCAACGACUGAAUCCCUGCUUCCCACGCUCCCCGAGGCGGCUUCUUCCGUUGAGGAUAUUAACGAGAAGAAGAAGAAGAAGGAGGAGGAGGAGGACAAGCAGACGGCGCACGACGAGGAACGCUCUGUGGCACCAAAGAGCUCCUUCACCUCGGACUUCUCCAGCCACACCGUCCAGACCGUGUCCGAGAGGACAAACUACAAGGUCUACGGGCCCGGCUCGACCGCACAGGAGUCGAACGACAGCCUUGCUUUCAGCGCAGAAAGCGCGAAGAACUGGGAGGUCCUGGGCCCCUCGUCUCCCGCCAUCCCUCAGAUUCCGAGCAGCCCUCCCACAAUCCCGCGCGACGCCGGCAGCGACAACUACGUGCUGCACGGACCCCCGUCCAUCUCGGACACCUCGUCGCAAUCCCAGGCGACCGUUAUCCGCCGCAAGCCCCUCCCCGACUACUCUCAGGAGAGCCUGGUGGUCCCGCCGCUCCGGCCGAUCCGGAAGCGCUCGAGCGAACGCCUCGGCUACUACAGGCAGCGCUCUCGCGAGACCCUUCGCUCCCGGACCGGUUCUGUUCAGUCUUUGAGGAGCUUGUCGUCCAUCUUCACUACUCAGGAUCCCACACAGGCCUUGCUUGCUCUUGGGCCUGCUCCGUGGGCGCUGCCGCAACGGCCCGGCUCCAGCUAUAGGACCCCCAAAACUCCUACCGGCAGCCGCCCGUCAACCGGUAUGAUCGAGGGUGCGCCCCAUCAAUGGAGCUCCCAGCUGUCAACCGUCAUGUCCGAGAGUGAGCCGGCUAGCGAUCCUGCCAUGUCUCCCGUCCCGGGCGGCAGCAGCAGCAGCAGCAGCAGCCACGGCUACCAGCACCAUCGCCGUCGCAGCAGCGGCUGGGUCAGCUCCAUGCACAGCCGUGGCAUGCCCAGCAUCUCGUCCUCCAUGGUCGGCCAGCUCGAGGAGGCCGCUGCCGCCGUCGUUACCAGCGCCGGCACGGCUUCUGAUAUUCAGGGGCCGUUGCGCCCCCCUGCGCCGAUCCGCAUGGUGCAUGAACAGGACGAGCACGGAGACGGCUUGGCAGAGCUCAGCCACCGCCCCUCGAAGACCGGCCUGUCCAACCUCUUUCAGGGUGCUAGCCGUUACUUCCACUCUCCCUCCAACUCGCGGUCGCGUUCCCGCUCACGCUCGAACAGCGUCGCUUCCCGCGCCAACAGCUUUACGUCCAGCAUCCCUGCCUGGGCCCGUGUCUACUACGGCUCCGGUGAGCGUCGCUGGCUCGGCCACAAGCCGUCCUUCCUCAGCCUGGCCGACACCAGCGAAGACGGCAGCAGCCGUCCCCCGAGCGGCUACAUUCCCAACGGCAGCGAGUCCCCCGGCACCGACCAGUUCCCCCAGACCAUCUACAGCCCGCGCAAGCGCCCAAGGGAAAUCCGCCCCGGCCAACAAUCCCAAGUCCCCCAGACCCCCACCGGUCGGCCCACGAGCCAAGCCGCCGCCGCCUCCUCCACCUCCAUGGACGUCACCCCAGCUCCCCCGACCACCGUUAACAACAUGCUCGCCCCCCCCGAGAACCGCUUCCUCCGCACGCUCCGCGAAAAGACUUCGUCCAUCUGGUCCCCGCACCUGCUCCCUGACGCCCACGCCAAGCGCUACAGCGUCUGGGACCCGCCCAGCGUCGACUGGUCCGCCGACAAGGGCGGCUUGUUUGGCCGUCGCAACAUCCAGAUCGUCCUCUUCGCCCUUGGCUUCGUCUGUCCGCUGGCUUGGCUGUGCGCGGCUUUCUUGCCGCUGCCGCCUAACCCGCGGAUGACGUGGGGGGGCUCUGCGUCGACGGAUGAGGAGGCCGGUGUUGAUUUGGAUAAUGCGGGCAGGCCGAGUAAUGGUGGGAGGCCGAGUAAUGGCGGCAGUGUAGGGCGCGGAUAUCCUAUUAGGGAGUAUCAGAAGAUGGUGAUGGAGGAGAAGAAGUUUGAGAGUGCCCGGUGGUGGAGGGGACUUAACCGGGUUAUGACCGUCGUCGGGGUGGCGAUUAUUGUCGCCGUAAUUGUGCUUGCUGUUGUUGGGAGUCGGCAGCGCUGGGGGAGGUAA
Molecule: messenger RNA, 3033 nt
Organism: Thermochaetoides thermophila DSM 1495
Lineage: Eukaryota; Fungi; Ascomycota; Sordariomycetes; Sordariales; Chaetomiaceae
Exons: 1
Coding region: 1-3033 (1010 amino acids)
Source: RefSeq, a predicted model, not a curated record